AGUCGCGCGAAUCGCACUGACACACCGCCUGCUGCUGGCUGCUGACACACUCUCGGCCAGAGGAGGCAAAGACUCCGCUGCGACCCAACGCAGCGGUCAAACAAAGGCAGCGGCAGCAGCGGAGCAGCGGCGGCGCAACACCCAAUCCAUAGCCACCUCCGCUCCGCUCGGCCCCGCCCAGCUCCAAAAUUCCCCCACCCCACGCCACGCCCGAGGCGGCCAGCGGUGAUGUCGUCAGCGGCGCCCGCGCCCCCGCCGCCCCAGCCGGAGUCCCCCUCCGCCGGCGGCGGCGACAAGGUCCUGGCCGCGGCGCAGCACAUCGUCAAGUCCCUCGCGACCUCCAAGAACGCCGCCGACGACAUGAUCCGCAUCCUCUCCGGCUUCGACAACCGCCUCUCCUCCAUCACCAACGACCACCUCUUCCCCUCCCCGGACCCCUCCUCCGGCUCCGGCUCCGGCUCCGCCUCCGCCUCGGGCUCCUCCGCCUCCGAGAUCUCCGCCGCCGCCGCCUUCGACGCCGCGGACCAGCUCAUCCAGCUCUGGGACGCCACCCCGGAGGCGCUCGUCUUCGAGGCCCCCGAGGACGACGUCGCGCAGUACCUCGCCGCGGUCGACGUCGCCGUCGAGCACCUCGCGCGAGGGGGCCCCGGCGGCGCGCGUGCGGGCGUCGCCGUGCAGCUCGCCAUGGCGCGGCUCGAGGAGGAGCUCCGCCACCUCAUGGUCCGCCACGCCGUGCCGAUCGACCCCACGGGGCUCUUCUUCUCGCUGCGCCGCCUCUCGCUCGAGUCCAUGGACGACCUCGACGCCUCCUCCGAGUUCGACGCCGCCACGCCGCACAGCCUGGACGGCACCCCCGCGGGGUCGGAGACAGCGCGCGGCGCUGCGCUGGGAUCCAACCCCUUCGAGGACCAGGUGUUCGACCCCGUGCGCCCCGAGGCCGUCGACGAGCUGCGCGCCAUCGCCGACCGGAUGGCGCGCGCGGGCUACUCCCGCGAGCUCGCCGACGCCUACUGCGGCGUCCGGCGCGACCUGCUCGACGAGUACCUCUCCGUGCUCGGCGUCGAGCGCCUAAGCAUCGACGAGGUACAGCGCAUCGAGUGGAAGCUUCUCAACGACAAGAUGAAGAAGUGGGUGCAAGGCGUCAAGACGGUCGUGCGCGUGCUGCUUGCUGGUGAGCGCCGCCUCUGUGACCAGGUGCUUGCCGUCUCCGAUGACCUUAUGGAGGAGUGCUUCCUUGAGUCCACCAAAGGAUGCAUUAUGCAGAUUCUCAGCUUUGGGGAUGCUGUGACUGUGUGCCCCCGCUCGCCGGAGAAGGUGCCCCGGAUCCUUGACAUGUAUGAGGUGCUUGCAGAGGUGAUUCCUGAAAUGAGGGACUUGUGCAUAGGAAGUUCUGGGGAUGGUGUGAUCAGUGACGUGCAGGCCAUUCUUGAUAGGCUUGGUGAUGCCGUGAGGGGUAACCUGUUUGAGUUUGGGAAGAUGUUGCAGCAGGAGACAUCACGGAGGGCGAUGACGGCUGGUGAGAUCCACCCGAUGACACGCUAUGUCAUGAACUAUUUGAGGUUGCUGGUUGUUUACAGUGAGACACUUGAUGUCCUCUUGGCUGAUGACAAUAGUGAUCACGAUGCUUUAAGAAAUUCUGAUGAUCAGGAUCAGGAACACUUGGAGAGCAUGACCCCUCUUGGAAGGCGUCUCCUGAAGCUGAUAUCUUAUUUGGAGGCCAAUUUGGAGGAAAAAUCUAAGCUCUAUGAAGAUGCUGCCCUUGAGUGCAUAUUUGCCAUGAACAAUUUGCUCUAUAUUGUUCAGAAGGUAAAGGAUUCUGAGCUAGGGAAGAUUUUAGGUGAUCACUGGAUAAAAAGGCGGAGUGGUAAGAUUCGGCAGUAUUCAAAGAGCUAUCUAAGGAUUUCUUGGACCAAACCUUUGUCAUAUUUCAAGGAAGAUGGAUAUGGGAGUGGGAGCGGAAGCGGGAGUGGCAGUGGCAGUGGGCAUUCAAGUUCUAGGAUGUCCAUCAAGGAAAAGUUCAAGAACUUCAACAUGGCCUUUGAGGAAAUUUACAGGAACCAAACACUCUGGAAAGUUCCAGAUCCUCAACUCCGGGAAGAACUGAAAAUAUCAAUAUCUGAAAAUGUAAUUCCAGCAUAUCGUGCUUUUCUAGGCAGAUAUGGUAAUCAAGUAGAUGGGGGAAGAAAUCCAGGAAAAUAUAUAAAAUACACACCAGAUGAUUUGGAGAGCCAGUUAUCUGAUUUAUUUGAAGGGUCAUCAGUUUCUGUCAACAACUCUAGGAGAAGAGCAUAGUUCAUGGUUGACAGGAUAAUUUUUCAGUGUGCUGAAGUAUGUGUGCAUUUCUCACUUCCUUCAAUAUUAAGCUUUUAAGGAAAUUGGUUAUGCAUGGAACUCAACUUGGCAUAAAAAAAACAGAGGUCCUGUGUUUGAGACUGAUUGGCCCAAAUUCAUGGAAACCAUAAUUGGAAUGUUUUUGGUGGUCUCAACGGUUUAAAGUGAGACAAGUGGAACUCAUUGGUCGACAUGGUGAGACAAGUGGCCAUGGGUUGGCAUGGUCCCACCAUUGUCGAGUUCAGAAUACAGUUGUAGUUCGCUGCAUGCUUGAACGAGAGUGUUUUAAUUAUGAUCAGGUUUGCCUGUUUUUCACAGUGUUUAAAGUAUGAUUAGAUUGCCUGUUUUCCUCAGCAGCUGAACUUUGGACUGAAUUGGUUAAUGCUAUAAACUCAACUCUAAGCCAAUGUUUCAUUGCUUAGUACCUGAAUGACUGAAUCUACAUGUGAUUACCACCGGAGGCUAAACCCUAGGAUGAAAUUAUGGCUUUCCAUUCAAAAGUUCUUUUACUUGAUAGAACUCCCCAACUGUUGCUUGCUUCUGCCUAAACAUGGAUUUUCUGUAUAUGAAUUGGAAAUUCUGAUAUGGUAGUAUGGUAUCUGAAACUUAUCUUAUAUAGAAGUAGGAUUUUCUAAUACCUCUGAUUUGACCAAAAUUAUGUUCCCACCUCUGGUAAUUGGUAACUUUGACCAUGCUUUGAUUUGGAUGCAGGGGUAUCAAGCAUAGUUGUCAUUAGUGGAAAGAGUGUCCUACUAAUAUCUUGAUAGUAUAUAUGCACUGCAUCUCUUAGGAAGGUCGUUGAGGUUUAUUAUACAUUGUUGGACAGUAGACACUUACGCAUAGCAUAUUUGCUCAUCUCAGCACAUUCUCUACAUCUGUUCUACAAAAAUCUUUCUGCCUUUGCCAUCACUGUCCAAGUUUGAUAUUAAAACCAUGUGUAAAUACUUUCGACAUAAAAAUAUGGAGCAAACUCAUUAGAUGUUGCUACCUGAAGAAGGGAAAUCAUUUUGUUAAUUAGAGAGAUAGCCUGUAAAUUUCAAAUCCGAUACUUGACUUAAAUUGGAAAAGCACGGGUGUCCAGGAUCUUCUAUGGUUCCUAACUUUCUCAAAUCUGUAAAAUGGUUAGCCAAAGUAAUCCUGAACUGAAAAUUUUAGAUCAUAAAUAUGGAAAGAAAAAUAUAUAAAGAGGAAUUGGGAAGUUUUUUCUUUUCAUUUUGGAGUUUGGGAAUUGGGAGCAUUUGUAGGAUAAUAUAGAAGAAAAUAAAUAAUGAAGUUUGGACCUUUCUGUCCAAAGUAGCUUACUAGGACCUGGUACUGGCAACAGCAAAUACUGGAUGCGGUAGAUCACACAUUCACAUAACUUAUCUAAAACCCAAACUAUGUAAAGAUGAAAUUUAAAACUAGAGCAUAUUACUGUCAGUCUGCUAUACAAUCCGCAGAGCGCUAAUGGCUAUUCGGGUUCUAACGU
Panicum hallii is the source of this 3799-nucleotide messenger RNA. RefSeq names its product exocyst complex component EXO70B1-like. The record is from RefSeq and is a predicted model, not a curated record. Gene Ontology annotation, biological process: exocytosis. Lineage: Eukaryota; Viridiplantae; Streptophyta; Magnoliopsida; Poales; Poaceae. Gene Ontology annotation, cellular component: exocyst. Bases 229 to 2292 code for a protein of 687 amino acids. Gene Ontology annotation, molecular function: phosphatidylinositol-4,5-bisphosphate binding. The transcript is spliced from 2 exons.